Molecule: messenger RNA, 1702 nt
Organism: Tachyglossus aculeatus (Australian echidna)
Lineage: Eukaryota; Metazoa; Chordata; Mammalia; Monotremata; Tachyglossidae
Product: protein CutA homolog
Exons: 6
Coding region: 134-619 (161 amino acids)
Biological process (GO): response to metal ion
Molecular function (GO): copper ion binding
Source: RefSeq, a predicted model, not a curated record
CGGCUCUCCCAGCCCCCCGAGCCCCCCGAGCCCCCCGAGCGAGCCCCGGCAGCGGCGAUGGGCUAGCGGGGAGCCGGAGAGCGGGCCCCAGCCCAGCCCAGCCCAGCCCAGCCCAGCCCAGCCCAGCCCGAGCAUGGACUGGCUGAGCCAGCGCUGCCCGCUGCCCUCGGCCCACACCUGCCCUCGCCCGGGAUGGGGCGCCUGGCUGCUGGUGGUGAUGGUCUCUCUCCUUAUGUACCCAGUGCUGAGAAGCAUCGGCCUCCAGGUGCAUUCCGCCCUCACCGGCAAUUACAUCUCAGGGACCCAUUCUGUCGCUUUCGUCAAUUGUCCCAACGAGCAGAUUGCCAAAGACAUCGCCAGGGCGAUUAUGGAUAAGAAGUUGGCAGCUGGUGUGAAUAUUCUACCAAAGGCCUUAACCCUGUAUUUCUGGAAAGGAGAGAUCGAGGAAGCCACUGAAAUCCUGCUGUUGGUGAAAACCAAGACUUCAAAGAUAAAUGAACUUUCAAACUACAUCAGAUCUAUCCAUCCUUUUGAAAUCCCCGAGAUCAUCAGCCUACCCAUUGACCAAGGAAAUGCUCUUUAUUUAAAGUGGAUUGACGAAGGAGUGACUGAGGACUAACUGGAUGAAGGUCCUAUCCUGUCAGAGCAAUGUGGACUUUUCCCAUUCUCCCCAUGGUGAAAUAAUGAGAACGCUUGCUCUCCUCAGAGCACAGAUUGAGCUUUCUCCUCUCCAGGUAACACUGAGAACUGAAAGCCAGGCCUUGCUUCAACAAACAGCUUGUGAUUUUUCUGAACCUGGACUCCCCCAGAUUUUCACCACUAGUGAGUGGUCUGAAAGCAGUUAGGCAGAUUUCUGGGGGCUCUGGGUCUCUAAAUGCCAGGAACUGGUGGGAACUGAAGUUGCAACGGAAGAACUGAAGAAGGAAACACUGUGCUGAUUCUCUCUAGCCAACAGACUUUCUGGACUCUCGCUUGAGAGCCUUGGGAAGUCAGAAGAUAGGGCUCUGUUCCCUGAUCCAACACUUGCCUCCUGAGUGACCUUAACAUCUCUGUGACUUGAUUUCCUCACCAGUAAAAUGGGGAUUAAAAUACCUGUUCUUACUCUCCCUUAGGUUGUGAGCCCCAUGUGGGACAGAGACUGUGCCUGACGUGACUGUAUUUUAACCAACCCAGUUCUAAGCACAGGGCUUGGCAGAUAGUAAGUACUUAACAAAUACCUCAGUUAUCAUCACCAAGUAAGCGCUUAACAAUACCACAGUUUUCAUCCCAAAUGCCACAAUUGUUAAGUCCCUCCAAAAUGCAACCUCUUUAGCAGAUUCCAGUGGAAGAAAAUAGAAACAUAUGCAUUUAUUUCAGCUCUGGGACCAUAAGGACUGGAAUCAUUUUCUGUCCUAUGCCCUUGAAGUAGAGAGUAACACAGACUCUCAAGCUGCUCCCUGUUCACACUUUUGAAAGCAACACACACAUUCUAUAAUAGGUGACUGUUCUGAGGGGAAGGGACGGGGAAAAGGGUUAGUCCAUCUCAGGGAGCUGGACAGGGGUGUUUCCUGUGUUUAGGAACACUCCUGUAAGCACUGCCAAGUAGCAGCCAGGCUGUAGCUGGCAUUUGUGUGUUAGCAGGGGUCCUGAGGAAAAUCCACCCGCUCUGGAUUCUGGAUGACAUAUAUAGGUCUGGGAAAAUUAAAGAGACAUGGUUACAUAA